AUGAAAUCACCGGAGGUUUCCGCCAGUAGAUCGGUGAAAAUAUCGUAUCUCGACUCCAUCAAGGCAGCGGAAAAUUGGCUCAGGAGGAAAGGGAACAAUCUUCCAGCGUUGAUUAUCUCCCUUAUUCCACUCCCAAAGGACAAUAUCAGUGCCAUCACGAACUCCUCCAUGAUUUUUGUCUCCAUUGCAAGCAUCAAUGUUGAGGCGACUGUUGCUAACCAUCCUUACUGCUCGGUAACCGUCUCCCAAGUCCUUGCCUUCAGUCCACAAAAUCGAUUCAUCAAAUCCGUUGGCAUUAUAGUCGGUCAACUGGACAGUAGGCUGAGUACUGGCGCCGGCAAUAGAGUGUUUGAUGGCCUGCCUAGUCGCCUUGUUCACCAGAGCAAAGCUUGGGAAACAUUCUUCAUCCUUCACCCGAGAUUUAAUUUGUGUCCAUUGCUGUCGAAGAUCAGAUGGAUUGGCGGGUGCAAGAACGACUUUCCCAUCACGAAUGGUGAGAGCAUAAUUUGUGUCCGCCUUGCAGUACAUCUUCACCGAGGGCUUGUUGCUGAGGGAGUUUGCCUUUGGAAUGUUCCAUUCCUUCUUGAAGGGAGCAUCAACAACAUUCUUCAAAGACAGACAGUGAAUGAUUGGUUUUUUUUGGUUUACAAAAACUUCAGCACCAAACACACAAUUGUCGUCGUGGCUGAUGUAGUAUCCAUUGUUAAGUUCUUUCUUGGAAAUGAACUUAGAGAAGCCCCAUUCUGUCUUUAUUGCACCAAAACUCCGACUUCUUCCUGA
Messenger RNA from Striga asiatica, 780 nucleotides. Lineage: Eukaryota; Viridiplantae; Streptophyta; Magnoliopsida; Lamiales; Orobanchaceae. The record is from the annotation of a GenBank genome assembly.